AUGGAUGUCGACGAAGACGAUGACUUUUAUGCACUGGACGAUGCAGUCAAACCCGAGGAAUCGAAGCAGGACGAGACCCCAGCUUCGGAGGAUAAACCAAAGGACGAGGAUGAAGACUUAGAGGAGGGUGAAGAAGAAGACGAGGAGGGGUCUGAUGACAGUGAUUCGGAUAUAGAUAUUAUCACAGAGAGAAAAGAUGGGGGCCAAGCUGCUCCACCUACUCAAGCGCGUUAUAACGAAAUCCGAAACGUUCCACAGAGAACGAGUACGAAUGACACCACGCCGGCUGUUGCUCCUAUAAAAAAGGAAGGCAAGGACAAGAAGCGGGCACCCUCUGUUUCAGGCGCAGAUUUACCGGGCAUCGCUACAUCGAAAAUCGAUGUCAAUGCAAAGCCUGUAUACGAACCUGCUGGAAAGCCCAUUACCCAAGUAAACAUUGAUGAAGAUUUGAACGAAAACGACAAGCCCUGGAGGAGACCUGGAACAGAUGUCAGCGAUUAUUUCAAUUACGGCUUUGACGAAUUCACGUGGGCACUAUACGCCAGUAAGCAAGACAGUCUGAGGUCGGAAUACAGCUCAGAAAAGAUGGCCCUCAACCAGAAGAAGAUGUUUGAGGAAAUGAACAUGAUGAUGUCCAUGGGUGGUAUGCCCGGAAUGGCUGGUAUGGCGGCUGGUGGAGGCGCUCCUUCGAUGGAUGGAUUUCCACCAGAGAUGCAAGCUAUGAUGCAACAGAUGAUGGCAACUGGAAUGGAUCCAAGUCAAAUGGACCCGUCUGCUAUGUAUGCUGCUAUGCAGGGUGGCGCGGGCGCUGCUGGAGGUGCGCAGGGCUUUGGCCAAGGUCAGAAUCAAGGAAUGGGUUAUGCCUACGACCAACAAAACAAUAGUAAUGCUGGCGGAGCAAACCGAGGAGGAGGCAACUUCGGUGGUCGAGGCCGUCGGGGACGAGGUGGUGGAUGUUGUUAG
Glarea lozoyensis ATCC 20868 is the source of this 963-nucleotide messenger RNA. RefSeq lists its product as uncharacterized. Gene Ontology annotation, molecular function: RNA binding. The coding region runs from base 1 to 963 and encodes 320 amino acids. The record is from RefSeq and is a predicted model, not a curated record. Gene Ontology annotation, cellular component: mRNA cleavage and polyadenylation specificity factor complex. The transcript has 5 exons. NCBI's taxonomy places the organism in Eukaryota, Fungi, Ascomycota, Leotiomycetes, Helotiales, Helotiaceae.